Girardinichthys multiradiatus is the source of this 1035-nucleotide messenger RNA. Its product is annotated as pollen-specific leucine-rich repeat extensin-like protein 3. Bases 1 to 1035 code for a protein of 344 amino acids. Lineage: Eukaryota; Metazoa; Chordata; Actinopteri; Cyprinodontiformes; Goodeidae. The record is from RefSeq and is a predicted model, not a curated record. The transcript is spliced from 2 exons.
AUGCUCUGUCGCCCCACCCACCCGACCACCAACCACAGCCCGGCGCCCGACCAUGGGCCAGAACCACAGAAGGAAGCAGUGGAAAAAGGCCACGGCGGCUCCAGUUACCGGGCACCCCGCCAACUCCACCCCCAAACCCCGGUGGCGCCCCAGCCCGCCGGCCACCCGCACCCCCGCAUGGCGCACCAUGGCCCACCAAGCAGUCCAGCCGGCCAGCCCCUCCACCAAAGCGGGGACACAUCCCAAUCAACGCCAGCUAAGACCCCCCUGCUGGAGCCUGGCACCCCCCCCCCCCCAGCUGGCAGACCGGGGCCCAAAGCCAGGGGCCGAGAUGAACCAUCCAGCAAACAAGCAAACCCCACCCCAGUACGAGGCGGAGAAGCCCGACGCAAAUGCAGAGCUCAGCGACACCCGCCCUGCCGCACCCACACCUGGAGGUCAGAGCCGCCACGCACAGGACCACCGCCCCAACACCACAGCACACCACCCAAGACCAAACAAUGCCCACAACCAUCCAAGGCCAACCACCCUUCCCCACCCCAGAAGGAAGCCUACACCCACCCCAACAUUCGAACUACCCCCAGAGCACAUAAGACAUUGGACACCCAGGUUGACCCCGCCCCACCCCCUCCUGCAGACCCUCCGCCCCGCCAGCAGAAUGUGCUCCUUGAAGGAAGGAGCACCUGCAAUGAGAUGGGACCUACCCGCCAGUUUUGGAGGCCCUUAUGCCCACCGAUACACCAAAGGUCCCCGAGCCAGGGCCGGGCGCACGGGAAUGCACCAGCCCAAAACCCCGGCGACAUGCUCGCCAGGACCCAAGACCCCCAAGGCCCAGCCAAGACCCCAGCCCGGGAGGCGAUAGGCCCCAGAGUCCCCAAGCCCACCCCAGACCCACCCAUGAGCAGCACAGGCACCAGGCCAGUGACCUAUGUCCACAGUCCCCAGUGCCAGACCCCCUGCGAUCCCAGCCCAGGGUCACCCCAAAUGCCCCAACCCAGACACCCCCCGAAUCUGCCACAAUGCCCCACAGGAUGA